Molecule: messenger RNA, 9039 nt
Organism: Rhipicephalus microplus (southern cattle tick)
Lineage: Eukaryota; Metazoa; Arthropoda; Arachnida; Ixodida; Ixodidae
Source: RefSeq, a predicted model, not a curated record
AUGAUGUCGUCUGUCAUAAUGUUGCCCCAGAGUUCGAUAGAACGGCGAGAUGUGAUUGUUUUGUCGCGAAGCGUGGCCGUUCGUCAUUGAACAGCGACAUCGUGGACGCGGGCCACUCCACCGUCGCAGUGCUUUAACACGCCGCACAGCGGACUGUAAAGAUUUCGACAUACUCGCAUCAAAUCAGGCAGCGGGGUAUUUAUGGCGUAAUGGACCCCUUGGUCACGGAGUGAACUAGCUUGCUCAACUGUGGGGACAUUGGUCGUCCCACUGGAUCUAGCUUGGCUCGACUGGACCCAAAACCAUGGCCUACCUCGAACUCAACGUCGAGCAGGUGAACAAGGCGGCCGAGCUGCUCCCUUACGAUGCCCAGGACAUUGACCCCCUGGCUAGUGUAGUCGAUCCACGGCUUGACAUCCGUUCUUCCAAGUCUGCCACAGCUGGCUCUACUGUGCCAUUCCUGGCCGACUCUGAGCAGAGCCGACGUUCCAGCAUGGUCAGCUCGGUGGGAAGCCCGGCGGGUGAGGCCCAGGCACCACCUGGGUCCCCGACAGGUGCCGCAGGCAUGGCCACCAAUGGAACCGAGCAGCGGCCAGCAGCUGCACCCGAUGACCCGGUCUAUCCAAACAUCUCUCCGCGGGUGGCGGAGUAUGUGGCGACUGAGAAUCCGACACUGUGCACCCAGGUGGCUGAGUGCAUAGAGAAGCACUCGCUGGUUCACUCGCCACGCCGAGCGCAGGCCGCUGCGGCCAGCUCAGUGGCACCCCGUUCACCGCUCAAGUGCAUGGCCCAGGCAGCCGAUGCCCUCUCUGUCCAGCAGUCCACCAUUGGUGUGCCUCUGAAGCCAUCUGUGCCGACCAAAGCAAUUUACCAGGAGUUGGUCGAAUAUCCCCCAGAGAGCAUUGUAGCCUCUGUUGAUGAGCGGACAUCCUGGCUACGCACCAUCCUGAGCAGUCAAGCCACCACCGGAAGUCAAGUGCAGUCUUCCCAGAACGGGUCCACCAAGCCUAGCCCCCUCCUCCGCAACCAAUGCACAAUCACCCGGAGGGAGCUUCCUUCCGUGCACAACUGGAGGCGGCCCUCCGAGGAGGCUGGUUUCGACGCAGAUAACUUCGACUCGGCCUCCAUGUGCUCCGAGACAGAGUCCAACCUGUCGUGGGUCAGCGACGUCGAUGACGAAAUCAGGAUGCUUAAGUCUAUGAUGGUGCCGCGGGCUUCCCAUUUCGGCGUCCUCACCGCCCGAGAGAAAAUGGCGGCCGGCACGCAAACCGAGCAGCUGUCGGCAACUGGCUGCAUUGUGGCUCACGUUGGCGUCGAAACGGAGGAGACGGACCACUUUGCGAUUCUGAAGGAGAAAGUCCAUCUUGAGGGCGAGCUGGACACGCUUCAGGGAGAGCUUGGCCGGCUGGUCCAGGCCAAGUCAGAACUGAAGACGCGGGCCGCAGCCGCUGAGGCCCGCUGCCAAAAGCUUGCGGAGGAGAAAGACGCGGCUGUGCAACGGGAAGCUAGCUUGCACCAGGAGCUGCAGACACUCAAGAUGGAGUCGGUGCGCUAUGGACGUGUGGUGGGCGACUAUGACAGCCUGAUCCACUCCAAGGAAUCUGAGACAGGAUUCCUGCACGAUGAGGCUGCAGUGCUGUCAAAUGAGAACCGUGAGCUGAAGGUCGCUGUGGAAGAGUUGAAGGUGGACCUGGAGUCGCGUUGCGGAGCCAUCGAGGGACUCAAAAAGAAGAUUGCUGAGAUGCAUGUGGAGAGCCAGUCAGCUGUGUGUGCCCGGGCCCAGCUGGAAACUGAAAACGCGAGUCUCCGCAAUCAACUGCAGGUGAUCGAGAAGUCCAAGGACUGGUUCCGCGACCAGCUCCACGAGAGUCAACAGGGCAGGAACCAGCUGCACAAGGAGCACGUGGCCACCCAGGCCGAGAAGAUUGCGCUAGAAGGCACGGCAGAGAUGCUCAAAGCCGAGAACGCGCGCUUGACUCAGGAGCUGAUGGAGGCCCGGCAUCGUUCUGUACGUGAUAAAGAAAGCCUCAUGAAGAGGCUCGAGGACAUCGAAGCCGACCUGCUCGAGAGGGAGGCCAUUCUGUCUCGCGAGGCCGCUGAAGCACAGCCUCAACAGCCUGUAUCCGAGGCAAGCGACCUGUCUAUCAAGUUACGUGUGGCCGAGUUGGAAGAGCAGCUGCGUUCGACCGAGUCGAGCCUAUCCGAGCGGUCUACAGCCCUGUCGGCUUUGGAGCGGGAGCGCACGGAGUUGGUGACGGAAGUCCAGCGACUGCGACUGCAGUUGAGCGACAGCGAACUCGGUCGGCGUAACCAGGACGAGCUGCUGCAGGAAGGCGUGCAGAAAGUUCGGCGGCUACAGACAGAACUGGCGGCCAGUGAGGAGCGAGCCACAGAACUGCGCAACCAGAAGGCAGCCCUCGAAGUGGCCCUGGCUGCGGCCAACCAGGACAAGCGGGUUGUCAGCGAGUCACUGGGCACGCUGACUGAGAACUUGGCACGGCUCGAAAACAACUUCAAACUCAUCCGCACCGAGCAGGUGGCAAAGACUGCACAGAUCGACCAACUGCAAAGAGAGAAGGCCUCUCUAGGCGAGCGCCUCUCAGAGGCUGAGACGGCCCUGUCACUGGCACGGAAGGAACUUGCAUCACGGUCCAAUGCGCAAUCUCAAGCACAAGCCAUGGAAGUGAGCCAGCUGCGCAAGCAGUACAGUGACCUUCAAAACGUGAUGCGUGUCCUCGAGGCUGACCUCAAGAAGGCCUCAGCCGAGGCCAGAGAGGCAACGACUAGGCACAGCACGGACAAGGAGAAGCUGCGGCAAUCGGAGGAACAGCUGGAACAUGCCGAGGCUGAGCUGGAGACCCUUGCGCAGCGCAAUGCUGUUCUGCAGAGCCAGCUGCAGGAGUCGACCCAGCGGCUGAACCGAGAGGAGGCACGCCGGGCAGCCAGCCUCCAGGAGCAGGCGCAGUUGCACGACCCCUCCACCUGGGAGACGCGAGUUCGGGAGCUCGAGCAGACGUUGGCCACCCGCGAGAUGGCCACCAGAGAGCAGGAGCGCAUGCACAAGUCCAACAUCCGCCUUCUGACGCGCAAGCUCCGCGAGAAGAUGAAGGAGCUCAAGCUGGCUCAGGUGCAGCUGGCCAACGCCGAGUCGCAGCAGGAGGAAGACCAGCAACGGCGGACGAGCCAGAAACUGAUCAGCCAGGAAGUCCAGACCCUGGAUCAGCUGGAAAAAGUCAGCGCCGAGACUCAGACUGACUCGGCAGCAAAAAUCCAGGAGGAGCAGACGGAGCUUGCCGAGAAGAACCAGGAACUGCUGCUGCAGCUGGAGAGGGAACAAGGACGGCUCGCUGGUUCCCUGAAGGCCCAGGAAGAGCUGCGUGCGAGUGUGGAGCAGCUGGAGCGGCAGCUGUCGGAGCAGGGAGGCCGCAUGGCCGAGCUCCAGUGCCAGCUGGAGCAGGUGCAGGGGCGUGCCGACCAGGCGCAGGCCCUGCACCAGAGCUCCGUGGCUGACCUCCAGAGGGAGCUCGAGAAAGAGCGCACGCUGAGCAAGGAGCUGCGCCAGAGGAUCUUUGAGGAGAAGCGUCGUGGGGGUCAGCUGCAGCGUCAGCUGUCAAGCCUGAAGCAGGGUCUGACGGAGGCAAGCCAGUCGGCGGAUGCGGGUCGGCUCAAGGCCCAGGCACAGGCCGAGCGGGCGCAGAGCCUCGAGGCCCAGCUGCGGGAGGCACAGGGCCGACAGGAGGCACUCCGAGCAGACCUGGCUGCUUCCCAGGCGGCCAGGAAGGAGCUGGAGGCCAAGCUACGCAAUGCCCACGAGAGAGACCCUGCCCUGGAGCAGCAAAUGAAGCUGCUAAGCUGGAAUGUGAAGGAGAAGACGCAGGAGGUGGCGGCACUUCAGGAGCGUGUGCGCCUGGCCGAGACCGCCCACCAGGUUGAAGUUGCGGGGCUGCGCAGACAGGUCGAGGAGGCCCAGCAGCAGCACUCUGACCUCUCGGCCGAGCUGAUGUCAGUGCGCAAGGAGAAGUUCACCCUCCAAGCCAGGCUGCAGGAGCUCCGCAACGUGCUGCGCUCACGCAUGGAGCAGUGCAAGGAGCUUCAGAGGCAGCUGACAGAACUGGCCGAGACAACCGAGUUUGACCUGCCUAAUGUCAUGCCGGACUUAGACGACUCGUAUAUUACGGAAUUGCUCCAGCAGUGUUCUUCACAGCCGACUAGCAGGCCACUUGGGAGUCUGCAAGUGUGCCUUGACUCACUCAAGCAGGACUUGAAUACUCUUCACAGCCAGAUUCGGCAGAACGUGGAGCUUCCUAAAAAAGAACUCGUGACCUGAAAAGACUGCUAGAACCACUUCGUACGCACAUCAUGGUCUUCCAUCCCAGUGACUGAUGCCAAAGAACGAACGCCUUUCAGUGAGAAGUCUGCUUUCGAAGGACCAGGGUUAUAAAGCUUUCUAGUGUGUUGUGGCCAUGUAGUAACCAUCCUGGUGUUGGGGGUCAUAGCCUUGUAAAGAGCUGCUUCUUUUGUGUAGUAUAUAUACAUCUAUUUUGGUUUGUACGGUGCAUGUUUGUACGUUACUCCCUUUUUUUUUGUCUGCAUAAUAUAAUUUCAAAGUGGUGUUGACAUUAUUUUCUCAUUUAUUGAGAGUGAUUUGAAUGGAAACGGAAUAGGGUGUAACGAGUGAACUAAGUUUUUAGAGUGAGUGAUGUUUUGUUGGGUAUGUGGAAGGUGCUGGCUGCAUCAGAGAAUGAGUGAUUGUGGUCAUUGUAGAAUGUAGACAUGGGGCCAUUUUCCGAGUCAUUCUUAAUUUUUUAAGAAUAGCUACACUGUCAUUUUUGUAGCGUAGUCUAAUCGGUGCAACAGAUGCCCAGUGAUGGAUUUGUAGUGAUUCUUUUUGGACGCAUCAUAUUGUGUGCAAUGUGCUGAUUACAUUUGUUGGCAAUGUUAUUGUCCUUCGGCGUAGUUUCUCUGAAUACUGCUUCGUUGAAUAUCGAAAUGGGUGAUGGGAAGUGAUGAUUAGUAGAGAUAAUAUUCGUUGUGAUUAAGUAAAUGCAUGUGUAUUUAUUGGAAAACAUGGAAAUUGUCAGCUGCCUGACCAUUUUGACAAACUAGUGCACGUGUUGCUUUAAUUCUCUAACUGCUCUAAUCAGCAUGUUAAAGUAUUUUAUUGAGAUAAAAUCAUAUUAACUGUGGUGUUGGCAGCUCCAAUGAUAACUAAUGUUAACGGGGAGUGCAACUAAAAACAAUUGCUUUGUAAGGGUCAUUCCUUGUUGACAGUCGAUGCAUGUUUGAUUGCGAUGGCUGAUAUCUUUGCAGACUAUUGCUUUCGUGUCGCUCAGUGUGUUAUUGGUUCAUUUUAUAUUAUUUUUUAUGUUAACUUUUACUCUAUUAACACAUUCUGGUUGAAGCUGUGUAAAUCUGGUGCCUUGUGUGUUCACACUAGAUGGAGUGCAGGGUCAUGGGUUGAACUGCGAGAGCCAAUGCUGCAAAUUCAUGCAAACUCUGUCUUGUGCCACAAGGUGGUGCAUUUCCCGUCUUCAAUGCCUGUGCAUCUCCUGCAUAUGCGAGCACUCUCAUUUUAAUCUAACAAGUUGAAGAAAAAAAAAUUGUACCUCCUUUACUAUCAGAUAUUAUGCAAGAAAUUUACGCACCGUAGUUUAAAAAAUAAUUUACAUAUGCUUACACCGUUUAUACAGGAAGUAUCAAGCAAAAAAAAAAGAAUCUCCCUGCAUGUUUUCUAAUGUCAGAAACCUGCCGAUAAAAAUUUGUCUUUAAAGUAAACUGGUUUGAGCAAAUAAAAACAAAAACACGAAAAGACCGGACAAGGACAGGUACGUGUUAAUUCAGAUUUGGGUGCACGUUAAAGAACCCCAGGUGGUCAAAAUUUCCGGAGCCCUCCACUACGGCGUCUCUCAUAAUCAAAUAGUGGUUUUGGGACGUUAAACCUCACAAAUCAAUCAUCAAUCAGGCACGUGUUAAUGUGCCCUUGCAAUAACUGCUCUGAUUAGAGCUGUUAUUUCGCCUGUCCCUGUCCGGUCAUCCUGUGUCCUUCUAUUUAUUUGAGCACACCAGUUUAUUGUGAAGUAUGAACCAACUCACGGAGCUGCAAGCUUUACUUGAAAGGUCGUCGUGCUGCCGUUAGAUAACUGGGCUCUUGACAGUCCAGGAGAACCUGAAAACUUGAAACUUGAAAGGCUGAGUGCUUCAUUUAGUUUUGCAGAUGGCUAGCAACAGGCAGUUAAAAAGCACGAAAUUGGCAUUUCACAUUGUCACUUAAAGUUGCCACAAUAGAUUGAGACAAAGAAAGGUUUAUAGGGUUUCGAACGAAAAUGCCUGUCGUAUAUGUAUCCUGUGAAAUGACAGUGCCGGCAUAGGGGCUUUUGAGUCAAGUUUGUGCAAUUUGUUAUUGUACAAGAGUAGUUGCGACAAGUGAAAGAAAAUGCCUUAUCCCAGCACAUUACUAAAAAAAAAUGUUAGUUGUGUAAGAGUUCGAUCAUUUCAUCGCUGAAGCAGAGCUAGCUCAUUUCUGAUACACGGAGUUUUUGCUGCAAUGUCAGCUUAAAACCCGAGCUGCUAACCAUUGAAGGCCGCCUUGAUAUUGUUCAGUGUACAGCUAAUGCAGCUAAACAUGCUGUAUAUUAAGUGAACCUUGCACAAACCUGUUAUGAACUUGAAGUUCCAGCUGUCUAUGCUUGACCUUUCUGUGGGUUUUUCGAUGCUAUAACAAAACGACAAAAUGCGGUGUUUGAGAUUACAUAGCUUAUGGUGAAGCAGAUAUGACCAGCUUCACCGCUGAAAUAAUAUAUGCUAUUCAUAAUGUCGCAAGGUCAAAUGGGUUAACUACUCUGGACGUGUGUGCUUUGGCCUGUGGCUUGGCUGGUCAGUAAUAAUUAUCUGUGAUUUUACUGAUAUUACGUACAGUUCCAUGUCAGUGAUGCAAAAUACACUUGCAAUUCAGAGUUUUCAUAGAAAACCGUUGAGAGGCUGUCGAAAUUGACAGGCAGCCCUUUGAUGGCCCCCUGAAUGCUUCGGUCUUGUGUUUGUAUCUAUUGAGCUAAUUGGUGUUAGUGUUUUUACCAAUCACAAAUAUUGAAUACAGCUUAGGCAUCUUUAUAUAAUGUGCAAUUUUGUUAUAGCAAUGUUCAACGGUUAGGGCGAGCAACAAUGCAUAAUGAUGUUAUGAACAGUGCUGUAAAUAUUGAAGGAAAAGUGCAAUGCUGUACUUCGUUAACACAUUGUUAGUCUAUGAACCUUAGAUUAUGCGUUUCGUUGAACCCAAAAGUACGAUCCAUAAAAAAUUACUCUGAUGAUUGAGUUUUUAUAAAGCCACUUUAGUGAAUGCCUGUGUAGCUUGAAAAGUGAUGUUAUAUACCUUGUAUACUUAGUAACAGUGUUUUCAACAUGAUAUGAAAAGAAAAGGAAAAACUUUGUUUCGGUAGCAUAUGGAGCAAUAUUUAUUGGUAUUGCAAAGGAAGAAGCUUGUUAAACACAUAGCUAACACUCCAAAAAUACACAUUCAUCAUCACUACACUAUCGUAUGAUGCAAACUUUCCAUAUUUUUUCUCUUGCAUCAGAGCCAACUUUUCCGCUCAACAUGCUUGGUAUGUUGCGAAGUAGUAAACAUGUCAGCAUGUUGCGAACAUGCUUCGAAGUAUGUCUGGUCAUACCUAUGUUCUGUGGUCAGUUUUGUAAUGUGUGUGUGUGUGUGUGUGUAUAUAAGUAUAUCCCUGUAUUUUCACAUUUUUGUUUUGAGUUGAUGUGACUUGUGAAAAUUCUCUCCUGAUCACUACUCCUCCAGUGUGCUGAGAAGUUGUCUUCCUCUUGCUGCGUGGAGCUUGGAAUGGAACCCUUUAAAUGCCGUGCUAGCAAACCUGCCUGUGAUCCCAAAGCAGUUUUGCAGUUUUUAAAAUCUGUGUGUUCCAAAUAAUGAGAUGGCAAAGAUGAAGUGCCUUUGUUAAAAUGCGUUGAGACGACAACGAGCUUGCCUCCGUGAGUGCAACUUACACGACAAUGUGUUCUUUAGCAUCAACUAAUGCCAUAAAUAUGGCAUAUGUUAAUUGUAUGAAAGAAGGAAAGCUGUUACAUAAUUUCAAGAAAUGUAGAGCACACUUCAGAAAAAACAAAUGCUGUACGGAGCACCUACAUUUAGUUCUUAGAAGGACAUCAAAAGGCAAAUCCGAAUUUAAAAGGCAUCUCACCCAGCACUCCAAACAAAGAAAUUUGUGUGCAAAGAUGCACAUCAAUGUAAUCGGUAAAUUAUUGAUGUACAAUCUAUGCACACCAAUUCCUUUGUAUGGAGUGUCUGUGAUGGCACUCUAAAGGUUCAUGUCAACUAGUGAACUUUUUUUUGUGGGCAAUGCGUUUCGGGGAAAAAGUCAGAUAUGACAGAGUUCUCUGUCCUAUAUAUUUCUUUUUAAAAAUGUUUACCUUUAAUUAAGAAUGCAGUACCAAGCAAACAAGCUGCCACCCUGGUAAACUUGGUGCCUUAAGUAGUAUAAGAGAUCAUUGGUCAACAUCCUACUCGUAAAAAUGUCACCAACUGCGUAAAGUCCGCAUGCAAGAAAAGUGUGUUCCAAACUCACUGUUGUAACUCUGAGUGGCACUGACUGGCACUCCUAAGUUUAAAAGCACAUAGAUAUUUAUCUAUAAAUUUAUUUAUUUACAAAUACUGUCAGCCCUGCACAGGCAUAUUACAUGAGUGAAAAACAGAUACAUUUUCGUAUAUUUGUUUUCUACUCAGUAAUCAUUCAUAACAAAAAACAUUCUGGAACUGUAACAUAAUCAACAUGUAUAUUCAGAACUAACAGAUCAUAUAAGGAGGCUAAACACUAUCGUUGCACAAUCGGUAGAGCAUUGGGCAUUUUUUCUUUUGAAGGUUGUAGGUUUGGUUCCUGCUGACAGCAAGUUGCCUUUUUGUUUGCUUUCAUUUCUUCACAUUUAUGUCAAUUACAACAAUUUAAGUCCUCUACACUUUUCUUAGCUGGAUUGCAUGUACCUUCUCAUUGAAUUUGUGCCUAGCAAAUAAAAACAAGCUCUUGAAUUCCA